Molecule: messenger RNA, 2794 nt
Organism: Salvia hispanica
Lineage: Eukaryota; Viridiplantae; Streptophyta; Magnoliopsida; Lamiales; Lamiaceae
Product: zinc ion binding protein
Molecular function (GO): protein binding
Source: RefSeq, a predicted model, not a curated record
UUUAUGCAUAAUAUGCAAGUCAAUGAUCCGCCGGCGCAGCCCGCCGUGGAGGCGGUGGAGCCGCCGGAGUGCCCGGUAUGUCUACAGCUAUACGACGCCACCACAGCAAUCCCGCGCGUCCUCAGCUGCGGCCACACAACCUGCGAAGGCUGCCUAAAGCUUCUCCCACGCCCAUUUUCCAACACCAUCCGCUGCACCGUAUGCACCCUCCUCCUCAAAUUACCAAAUUCCCUCUCUUCUCUUCCCAAGAACCUCGACCUCCUGUACUUCUCCUCCAUCCUCCAACGCAGCCGCCCCCUCGAGGAGAAGACGCCAAUUCCUCCCGAUUUCAAAGGCGCAGAAUCGGUUUCAUCUCCCUCUGUUUUGAAGCCGUGGCCUUAUGAUUUCUAUUGCAAAUGGGGGAGAUGGAUACUCCCAAAAGACUGUAUUUUGAUUGGAGGAACGCCUCUGGAUAGUUAUGGUGGGGUUUUGGAUGGAAGGGUUUUGAGGUGUUUUGAGAGUGAUCGUGUGAUGGGGUGUGUUUUGAGAGAGAAUGAUCAUGUGGGUCUGAUUAAAGUUGGGAUUUUUAUGGCAGGUGAGGUUGAUUCUGAGAUAAUCAAGCCAAGCUAUGAGUCGAGAAUUCUGACUGUUUUGUGGGGGAUGAGAGAAGAUGAGAGAGAUAAAUUGGGGGUUAUUUUUAAAGCUUGUUUUAGAGUGAGUAAUGUGGGGAAGGCCUUUGGGUUUUGGUGUAACGAGGAGGAUAAGAGCGUGUACAUUGUUUGCCAGAAGCUUGCUUCGUCUAUAUUUAUUGAUUGUGUUUCCAAGAGAAGGAAGGAUGAAGAGGAGAGGCUUAUUGCUGAUGAAAUUAGUUUUUGGGGAGUGGUUGGUUUGGAGAUAUGUGAGAUUUUGAUGCGCUUGCAUUUGGAGGGGCUAACUGUUGGUUACCUGAGUUUGAAUUAUCUUGGUUUCGAUGAUUUUGGUCGGGUGUGUGUAGAUUUAAGCGAGGUUUUGAAAAGCGGUAGGAGAGUGGGUAAGAAUGUGGAAUUUGGUUUGAAAGAUAUGUUCUUGGAGCAAAACUCUGUGUUUCUUAGUCCUGAGGUGUUGUUGCAGUUAUUUGUGGGGGCGGGGUUUGAGUUGGAUUCGCGAAAUGUGUCUAAAGUCGGUCCUGUUUCAGAUGUUUGGUCACUUGCCUCUUUGCUGGUUUGUGUUCUUGUUGGAAGUUCUUUUGAGAAAGAAAUGGAGUCUUUCUUGCAUUCUGUGGUUAAUGCUGUUAAAGACGAAAAGGUUUGUGAUUUUGAUGGUUUGUACCUAGCCUGGAUGGGGAAAGUUUCUGCGUUAUUGAAGAGCAGACUGGGAUCGGAUUUUGCUUCGUUGCAGGAUGUUUUGUGCAGAUGUCUGGGGUUAGAACCUGGUCAUCGGCCUCUUGCAACUGAGCUAUGGAAAUGCUUGAGGGGGUUGGUUAUUAAACCUCAGUGUGAUAUUGGAUUCACCUUGAAAAAUGAGCACAAGAAUCAAGAAUCGGGUGGUUAUAUAGUACUAGGUGAUGUAGGCCUCAUGGUUGAUGAAAAGGACCAUGGUUCGAAGGGAGAAGAAGAGGCUGAGAGAGAUGAUGCGAGAUUGAAGGUUGAAGGAGAUGUAGUUGAUGGCAUCACUCGUGGUGAUUUCAAAUGUCUAGAGAUGAAAGGUCAUCUUGGUUUCAUCACAGGAUUAGCUAUCGGAGGGGGCUUCCUCUUCAGCUCCUCGUACGAUAAGAUAGUCAGUGUAUGGUCUCUGGAGGACUUCACUCAUGUUCACUCGUUUAAAGGUCAUGAACAUAAAGUUAUGUCUGUUAUUUUUGUGGAUGGUGAACAACAAUUGUGCAUCAGUGGUGAUAACGAAGGUGUUAUAUGCAUCUGGGGUGCUACUUUUCCCUUUUCCGAAGUGCCAAUGAAUAAGUUGCACGAGAAUAAGGAUUGGCGCUAUAGUGGCAUUCAUGCAAUGGCAAAUUCUGGCACUGACUAUCUCUACACCGGAAGUGGAGACAGAUUAGUAAAAGCAUGGUCGCUGCAGGAUCAUAGCUUUGUUUGUGCUAUGAGCGGUCACAAGUCAGUAGUCUCAUCACUUAUCGUUUGCAGCGGCAUUCUAUACAGUGGAAGCUGGGAUGGGACUGUUCGAUUAUGGUCUCUUGGUGAUCACAGUCCUCUAACGGUAUUAGGUGAAGAUAAACUUGGAAACGUAGUACCAGUGUCGUCUCUUUCUGCUGGUCACAAUUUUCUGUUUGUUGGUCAUGACAACGGUAACAUAGAGAUAUGGCAUGAUGAUGUCCUUGUGAAGUCGACACGUAGUCACGAAGGUUCUGUGUUCUCAGUCGCAACAAACGGGGGAUGUCUAUUUAGCGGGGGCUGGGACAAGAAAAUCAAUGUGCAGCAAGUGUCCGAAGCUGGGGACGGGGUGGACGUCGUGCCUCUAGGGGCUAUCACUUGCAACUCCCCGAUAACGUUUCUGUUGUAUCGGCAUGGGAAGCUAUUCGUUGGCCAAGCCGAUAGAAUUAUAAAGGUCUACUAUGGAGUGUAGCAAGGGCUUGGCCGAUCGUCUUUGUUCAUCGAUCUCGUGGUUUCUAUACAUCGGUAUUUAAACUAGUAUUAUUAGUCUGAUUAACUGUAGAUAAUAUUUAUUCUUUAGUUAUUGGGAUGAACUAUUAGACUUUUAAUCAAAUUUAGGCUUCUCUAUAGUCUAUAUUAUUGGCCCGUUAUAUUUUUUUUGUUUGUGUUGUAGCUCUCACUGAUUUAUAUUAUCACCAUUUUAGAUCACUUAAAUUCAUUUAUUUUUUACUAAA